This is a messenger RNA of Habropoda laboriosa, 1689 nucleotides long. RefSeq names its product cytochrome P450 9e2-like. The record is from RefSeq and is a predicted model, not a curated record. Gene Ontology annotation, molecular function: oxidoreductase activity, acting on paired donors, with incorporation or reduction of molecular oxygen; monooxygenase activity; heme binding. Bases 92 to 1606 code for a protein of 504 amino acids. NCBI's taxonomy places the organism in Eukaryota, Metazoa, Arthropoda, Insecta, Hymenoptera, Apidae. The transcript is spliced from 2 exons.
CGUCACUUGCAUUCUCAAGUCACUCGCGUUAACCAACCUCGAAAAUUUCACUCUUAACAUCCAUUUCUUACGAAUUUUUCACCUUAUCACAAUGGAUCCACUCACACUAACUUUAUUUCUCAUAUUCGGAUUGUUACUCGUCUAUCACUUCGUAUGGAAAUCCAUGACUCACUUCCAACAGCUCGAUUUACUACACGAAUCACCUGUUCCCAUCCUAGGUAAUAUGGCUCCAUCGCUGUUCCGUCGUAUCUCCUUGUUCGAACACCUUCAACACCUCUACUCUCGCUUCUCGCAAGUGAAAUACUUCGGUUUCUACAACUUCGCAACACCGGUAAUAGUGAUUCGCGACACUGAAUUGAUCACGUCUAUCGCAGUGAAAAACUUCGACCACUUUUGCGACCACCGUGGCUUUGUUGACAAAGAACUGGAUCCGUUAAUAGGGAAAAAUCUAUUUGCUCUUCGUGGCGACCACUGGCGAGAAAUGAGGAAGUUACUAAGCCCUGUUUUUACCUCCAGCAAAAUGAAGACAAUGUUCCAUCUAAUGGAUGACUGCGCAAACAGCUUCACGGAUUAUAUCGCAAAAGACUCGAAGCAGGGACAAGUGUUCAAUUUGAAAGAGAUUUUUGGUCGAUACACCAACGACGUGGUAGCUACCUGUAGCUUUGGAAUUUCGGUGGAUUCGAUGAAAAAUCCUCAGAAUGAAUUCUACACGUUCGCCAAGGAAACGAUGAAUUUUAUGUCGAAUUUAUCAUUGAAAUUCAUUAUGGGCAAAAACUUUCCGACGUUAUCAAAGCUACUCAGCAUAAGAUUGUUCAGUGAGAAUGCACGUCGUUAUUUCCAACGUGUUAUUGCCGAUACAGUUAGGGCGAGGAAAGAGAAGGGAAUCUACCGGCCAGACAUGAUUCAACUGAUGAUGGAGGCCAAGGACAAGGAUGGAAAUGCGCUAACCAUCGAGGAAAUGACCUGUGAAGCGUUCAUCUUUUUCCUGGCUGGCUUCGACUCUGUUUCCACUUUAAUCUGUUUCCUCGCACACGAGAUCGCCGCGAAUCCUGAUGUCCAAGCGAAACUGCGUAUAGAGAUCGAAGAAGUGCUUCGUAAAACUGACGGAAAACCGACUUACGAAUCUAUAAAAGAAAUGUCGUACAUGGAUGCUGUAAUCAACGAAACGCUCAGACUGUAUUCUCUAGCUGCGUUCUUGGAUCGAGUAUGUGUAAAAGAAUUCGAGCUACCACCAGCGACAUCUGGCGCGAAACCGGUCAAAGUGAAACCUGGUGAUGUCAUAUGGUUCCCUCUAUUCGCGAUUCAACGAGAUCCGAAAUAUUUCUUUGAACCGAACAAGUUCGAUCCAGAUCGAUUUUUGAACGGAGAAAUACCUCAGUCGGUUCAUAUACCAUUUGGACUGGGGCCUAGAGUUUGCAUCGGAAACAGAUUUGCCCUGUUAAAGUGCAAAAUGGUGUUAUUCUAUCUAUUAUGGCGCUGUGAACUGGAACCUUGUGACAAGACUCAGAUCCCGAUCAAGUUCAGCACUCAGAGUUUCAUAUUGUUCCCGCAGAAUGGAUUCUGGCUGAACUUCCGCGCCAGAUAUGUUCAAUCAAACAGUGAAUAGGACAUUUUUGAUUAAGUGCUAGAGAAUAGGUUAUAAUUGUUUGGUUAACUGGAUAGUUUUGUAGUUUAACCAUAUUGUGAUUU